AAUGCUAGGUGAGAAAACAAAGAGCCAUGCCAGGACUACUUUGAGCACAGAUGAAAAAGUUAUAAUCACGCUGCCAAGGAGCGUUUCUACCACAGCAGAGUUCAUAGAGGUCCACGUGCUGGACGGCAGAUCCAUCACCAUAGUCAGCGCCAGCACCCAGACAGACUGGGAGUGGGUGGAGCAGGCACUCACAGACAGCUGUCAAGUUCAAAGUAAAGUGGAGAGGUUUGAGCCAAAAGUCUCAUCACAGACAGUUCCCCAGAGUAUAGUUAUUGGGCCACAUUCAGAGAUUGAAGAGACAGAUAUGGAGAAGGAAAAUGAGUUGUAUGGUAUACCUAAUGUGGGGCCACCUUCCAUGUUGGCCUACAAACCAGAGUCGAAACAACCGCCUGUUCAUUUUGAAAAGAUCCCAGUGUUGCCGAUCUCUGGAUCCUCUGAAGCUCAGUCCAAACUGAAAGUAGAGUUUGUUCUAUGUGACUACUGCCAGCAACCCUGUAACCCAUUCAUACGCCGGGAACAAUUGGAAAAUAAUCGUGACCUGGAAUUGCUCUUUUGCUGUGAACGGGCUCAGAAAAUGCGAGCGUUUCUCCUGGAAGAGGAGCGGGCCUUAGCCGCCAUGGAGAUGAACAGGAAGAUUGAUGUGGGCCCUCACCCACCCUUCAUGAACAAACAUGAGAAGAGAGCUGCAAAGGAGCGGGCAGAGCAGAGGUUGUUGGAAUGGGAACUUCAGAAGGUCCUGAAGAAAGGCAAUCAGAACCGAUUUUUUUCAGGUCAGAUCAAAACCAUCUCCUACAGACUGUCCAAUGAGGUUUGGACUUUCCGAGAAGAGUCUCACUUCCCUAAGAUGGACAUCAUGAACUCCUCAGAUAUCUUCACCCUCCAGGGGGAGACGGACAGGCAGCACAGAGAGAGGAGAAUACAUUUGCUUCUGAGGUUCUAUCCAAAUGGCAAACCCUUCAUCACGUUAUAUCCAGACGGAACAGGUAAUGUGUUCUAUCCAUCUGGGAAUGUUGCUGUCAUCAUCUCCUCUGUGGAGGCUGCUGACUUCACCUAUAUAAUCAUGGAGGACAAGGAUUUAGAGCCAAACUUUGAGGCCAUGUUUACAACCAGAGGCCAGUCUACGUGCUACCACCCCAAUGGACUUAUAUGGGUGAACCUGACCCAGCUGGGAGGCUCCUGCUGCAGUGAGACCGGGGCCCUGAGACGACGCUGGACCUGGCUGGACCUUGAGCCUCACAUCCAAGCCCCUCCCUUCCAGCCCAUCUGUCUGGUCCUGGGUAGCCACGUCAGCCUCCGCAUCCAGUCCCAGGAACGCAUCUACCUCACAUUCUCCUCUCACCAGAGCAGAGUACGUUUCAACGUGGGCUCCAAACUCAAGCUAACCCAUCCGGAAGGCCUAGUGAUGCCGGGGCCAGACAUCCUGCAACAACAUCUCCAAAUGAAAAGCCUGGAGAUUUACACUCUGCUGGACCGGAUGCAGACCUGCAUGGCCUACCAGCACUCGGCCAAUCCCCACAAUAUUAAGCCCCAGUACAGCCUCGUUGCCCAGAUGCAGAGACUCAAGAGACAGAUGGAAAAACAGAGCUCACCCAAAAAGACCAAAGCUCUCAUGGCCUCUAAGGACUUAUAACAACUGACAACUCAAAGCCUGUGUUGUUCUAGAAUUCAUAUUGUUGCUAUGAAACCAAGGCAUUUAGCAUUUAUUCUAAUUAGAAAUAAAUACAGUAGCCAUGUGUAGCUAUGCUAAAAUAUUAGAAAAGACUGGUCAUGUUUCUUGUCAGAUACAUUUUGAAUAGAUAUAAUGGUUGGCCCAUUGUGCAAAUUAAGAAAUUAGUCAGCAGUCUAAGUAAAAUGACGAAUGAGGCACCUCACUCUUCAAUCACAAGUAGGCCUAGAAGAUUCAGUUGAGGUCCCAACAACCCUUGAACCCACCAACCCGUGCAUAGGUUACAGCAGCCGUUUAAUGGUGCUGGUCGGCUGUACAGCAGCCGUUUAAUGGUGCUGGUCGGCUGUACAGCAGCCAGGCAACUUGAAGGACUUGAAGGAUGUGUAGUAAUGCAGGAAAUCUACAAACGGGAUAAUAAUGUUUUCACUAACUAGUUUUAUACUGACUCGGUGCAGGUAUCAUAGCUAACUCAGAAUCUUCAAUAGAAAUAGGCCACGGUAGACAGAACCUUAAUUACUCAUCUGUGCAGCAGCCUGAAGGUCAACUGAUUGACCAUGACAUUUCUGAACAGUCUCUUCAGAGGAGCUGUAUCUGCGAUGUUAUGCCCACGGCAUUUACAUAAUUUAAGUAAAAAUACAUCUUGCUAGUUGAUUUAAGAGUUGGCAUAUCAUAUUUUUCCAGAUAUAUAUAUAUAUAUUUUUAAGUAGUAGAAGGGGAAAAAAAUAGUUUUCAUGUCAGUGGCAUAACGUUGACUUAUCUGAAUGCCUGGACCACAGGCAUGUGGAGGUCAUCUCCAGAAUGAGCACCAGGACACAGACUGACUGGUUGGACCAGAGGAGACAUGAGGACAGUAGCAGAGGUAAGAGGAGAAAAGUACUAUCAGAUAGAUGAGUGAUGAUUGUUAUAGGUCAGACUUCAGAAUUAUGCUGAUCCUCGAAGCAUAGCAUGUUGUUUACUUAGCCCAACUAUUUCCCUUUCUCCUGACAAAUGAUUCCUUUGCAGUCAACAUUCAGUCAGAAGAAGGGACUAUAAAACCUGUAGAGGAAUCAGGGAUCCCCUUGGAAUGUGUGGAGAGACGUCUUGACUCCGAGGUAGCUAGGCGAAACACCGAUGUUUUAGAAAUAUUUCCUCACUAUGAAAAAAUAUAGUAAAUCACUUCAAAUCAAUUCCAAUAAAUGUCUAUUUCCUGUCUCUGAGAAGUCCCUGAAGUGCUCCAAGAGCGCGAUUUGUGUUGAGGGGAAAAGUCUACAUCUUCA
Messenger RNA from Oncorhynchus kisutch (coho salmon), 2922 nucleotides. RefSeq names its product glutamate-rich protein 6. The record is from RefSeq and is a predicted model, not a curated record. Lineage: Eukaryota; Metazoa; Chordata; Actinopteri; Salmoniformes; Salmonidae. The transcript has 12 exons. The coding region runs from base 2 to 1630 and encodes 542 amino acids.